This is a messenger RNA of Pelobates fuscus (common spadefoot toad), 3008 nucleotides long. It is a transcript of the gene KIF20A, whose product is annotated as kinesin family member 20A. The record is from RefSeq and is a predicted model, not a curated record. NCBI's taxonomy places the organism in Eukaryota, Metazoa, Chordata, Amphibia, Anura, Pelobatidae. The coding region runs from base 136 to 2853 and encodes 905 amino acids. Gene Ontology annotation, cellular component: nucleus; microtubule; kinesin complex. Gene Ontology annotation, molecular function: microtubule binding; microtubule motor activity; ATP binding. The transcript has 20 exons. Gene Ontology annotation, biological process: microtubule-based movement.
AGAGUUCUAGCGCCUGGUUUGAAUCCUGCCGUUACGCACAGUCUGGUGAUAGUGACCCAGCCGGACUAAGGCAGGGAGGUGAGUGCAGACACCGGGGACCAUUCAACCGGGAAAGGGAAAUUAUUAAUAUCCAACAUGGCACAAAAUGUAAUUUCCCCAUAUGUAUUUUCCGAUGAUGAGGAUAUGCCAGUCUUUGAAUCCACUGCAGCUGAUUGUGGGGUAGGAAUACGAAAGGACCUUCUUUCUGAUUUUUCUGUCAUCUCACCGGGUAUAGGACACCGUUCACAGCUACUGCCAGAGGAAGGGAGCGAGAAGGUCCUGGUUUAUGUUAGGAUUAGGCCUUUUGUAGAUGGUGAGCUAGAGAAGAAAGAGGACCAGGGUUGUGUUUUGGUAGAAAAUCAGGAGACUCUUGUGUUACGAGCUCCCAAGGAAUCCUUCACUAUGAAGAACACAGAACGUGGUAUGGGACAAAGUAUUCAUAAAUUCACUUUCUCUCAGAUUUUUGGUCCAGAAGUGGAUCAGAAGCAGUUUUUUGAUGGAACUAUGAGGCGUGUCAUGAAAGAUGUACUCAAUGGGCAAAACUGGCUCGUCUACACAUACGGUGUCACAAACUCUGGCAAAACCUACACCAUUCAAGGUAGUGCCAGGGAUGGGGGCAUUCUUCCUCGUUCUGUAGCACUCCUCUUCAACAGUGCCCACGAUCGUCUGUACAAAAGCUCAGAUCUUAAACCACUUUCCAAUGAAGUUAUCUGGCUGGAUAGCAAGCAAGUGCGUCAAGAAGAGCUAAAAAAGUUGUCUUUGCUCGCCAACAUUCGUGAGGAAGAGCUUUUCAUUCCCUUGAAAAACAGCAGCAACAAUUCUCCAAUUCCUGCAGGAACAAGUAUCAGCUUUGACAGUGGUAUUGGGGGUCUUUCUUCCACAAGUCAUGUCAAUCAUACAAGCAGUCAGCUGGAAGAGUCCUGCUUACGUCUAGGUUAUCAAGAUGCAGUUUCCAUGGAGGAACCAAUUGAUGUCCAGCUGUCCAUAUGGGUAUCCUAUUUUGAAAUUUACAAUGAGUUUGUGUACGAUUUACUGGAACCAUUACCUUCUGGGCCAAAUCGCAAACGUACAACACUGAGGUUAUGUGAGGACCGGAAUGGAAACCCUUUUGUAAAAGAUCUCAACUGGAUUAAUGUCCACAGUGCGGAGGAAGCCUGGAAAAUCAUACGGGUUGGAAGGAAAAAUCAGAGUAUUGCCAGCACUCACCUGAACCAGAAUUCUAGCAGAAGCCAUAGCAUAUUCUCCAUUCGGAUUCUUCACUUGCAGGGUAAAAAUGAUAUGAACCCCAAGAUUAGUGAACUCUCUUUCUGUGACUUAGCUGGUUCGGAACGCUGCAAGGAUCAACGAAGCGGAGAUCGCCUUAAAGAGGCAACCAAUAUAAAUACAUCACUUCAUACACUGGGUCGAUGCAUCGCCGCACUGAGACAGAACCAGCAACAAAAGCUGCGUCAGAACAUGGUUCCGUUCAGGGACAGCAAGCUGACACGUGUUUUCCAAGCAUAUUUUACUGGUCGAGGAAGGUCUUGCAUGAUUGUCAACAUUAACCAGUGUGCUUCCACGUAUGAUGAGACCCUACAUGCCAUGAAGUUCUCUGCUAUUGCAAGCCAGCUUGUUCAAGCUCCAGUAGUGAGAAUGAAUAUUCCAACCAUUCAUUCGCUUAUGAAGGAGAACAGCAUGCUGGCCAACCGUAGCUGCACAGAUGAAGAAGAUGCAGACUUAUCUGAUGGAGAAAGUGAUGAUGAUGCAGACAUUACAAUGUUUAAUCGAGAGGAUCUGUUGAGAGUCAUUGAAAGCCUGAAAGAGCUUUUAACAAAAGAGCGUCAGGAGAAAUUUACAAUGGAAUUGAAUAUCCGUAGAGAGGUUUGUGAUGAGAUGAUGGAAAUGAUGCAGCAACAGAAAACCCAGUACAGUGACCUACUGGAAGACGAGAAAGGUCUUUUGGAGGAAAUGUAUGAUGACCGUUUGGAGAACCUUAAAGAAUCGCUCAGUAAUUAUUACAAACGGGAGUUAGAGGAACGAGAUGAGCGGAUUGAGGAGCUCGAAGCAGCACUGCAGGAAGCAAAAUCUGUGCCGAACACUUCGAUGUCUGUUGAAAAAGACACUGCUCCUUUGAGAAGAUCUAAGAGACUUGCAACUACCGACAACUCUGAAUUAGAAAGGCUGAAACAAGAACUUCUGUCUAUGAAAGCAGAAAUGCAGGCGAAGAAUGACGAAAUUGAGAGGUAUAAGAAAAUGCAAGAGCCUCCUGUCUCUGCCAAGUCCUUUACUAUUGAUGUGGACAGGAAAAUUCUGGAGGGACAGAGGCAUUAUGUUCUGGGCUCAUCUGUCAGGUGCACAGAAUAUCGGCACACAAGAGCUCUUUGGAACGUGAGAUUGCUUCGGGGAGAAUUACAGAAAUUUGGCGACUCCUUGCAGCAAGUGGACCGAGCCUGCUGCCACACUACUGGAUCAGAGAAACUCCGGAAUGCACUUGGUAACUGCGAUGAGAUUUUAUCAAAGCAGGAGAAGACUCUAGCAGAACUUCAAAACAACAUGGUUCUGGUGAAAAUGGACCUGAAGAAGAAGGCAACCUGCAUUGCUGAGCAAUAUCACACAGUGCAGAGACUACAGGGAACUCCGUCCGGUUUUAAACGCAUCUGCAAUAAUGAGAAUAUUCAGCCAACACAAUCCACCGAAAAGAGACCUUUCCUCCGUAACUUGUUGAGCAGAACCCCAGGACAGAAAGGACUAACUGAAAAUGGCCCGUAUAGCAGGGUCCUUCGUGCUCGUAGAUCUCCUGUACUGAAGACUAUUGCCUUUGGUACAAAGUUUUGAGAAAUCCCACUUUUUCCUCAUUUUGUUCUUAUCACUGCAUACUAAUGGCAACCAUGUUUUAUUUUAGUCUUUAUAUUCUUAUUUAGUCUGCUCUAACAAAGAUCUUAUGUAGACAGCUGCAUAUCUAUUUUCCCUUUUUGUACAAAAUUAAACUA